This is a messenger RNA of Fopius arisanus, 708 nucleotides long. Its product is annotated as probable trans-2-enoyl-CoA reductase, mitochondrial. The annotation marks the transcript as partial. Gene Ontology annotation, cellular component: mitochondrion. NCBI's taxonomy places the organism in Eukaryota, Metazoa, Arthropoda, Insecta, Hymenoptera, Braconidae. Gene Ontology annotation, biological process: fatty acid metabolic process. The record is from RefSeq and is a predicted model, not a curated record. Gene Ontology annotation, molecular function: trans-2-enoyl-CoA reductase (NADPH) activity. The transcript has 3 exons.
AUGGCGAUAGUGUCUUUAUCUUGUACCAUAUGUUCUGCCAGGUUGAAGAAUUAUCGUCUGGUCGCUGAUCUGAAACCUGGGACCAAUGAAGUGGCUGUCAGGUGGAUCUUAUCACCUGUCAAUCCCGCGGACAUCAACAGCAUUCAGGGUAAAUACCCCACUAAACCGAAACUCCCAGCGGUUGGUGGAAAUGAAGGGGUUGGAGAGGUCAUCGAUGUCGGGAGUGGGGUGAAAACUGUCAGGGUAGGGGACAGAGUUGUUCCCAAUGGCAAUAAUCUUGGAACCUGGAGCACGAGGGGAGUUUAUCCUGCUCAGGGAGUGAUGAAGAUUCCAGAAAGCUUCACUGACGUUGAGGCCAGCAUGCUGAACGUGAAUCCCUGCACGGCGUACAGGAUGCUGAAGGACUUCGUGCCCCUGUGCCCAGGGGACACAAUUAUCCAGAACGGAGGGAAUUCGGCGGUGGGACAGCUGGUGAUUCAGCUGUGCAGAGCCUGGGGCUUGAAUUCAGUCAGUGUUGUCAGGGAUCGAGAGGAUAUCGGUGAUCUCAAGGAUCAUCUCAAGUGUCUAGGAGCCACUGAGGUCCUUACCGAGACAGAAGUGCGAACCACUGAUUUGUUCAAGAGCAAGAGAUUAAAUCCACCGAAAUUAGCGUUCAACUGCGUCUGUGGGGAAAGUGCUCUGAAUAUUCUCAGGCAUUUGGCUCAGGAC